AUGGCCCUCUCGCUGAAAUCGCGCGCUCUCGGAGCUAUAUGGGGAACCUGUGUCGCCGAUGCACUGGGCGGACCGGUACAAUUCAAAGAGAAGGGUACGUUCAAACCGAUCAAGGAUCUCGACUAUGUGUACCCAUUCAAUCAGCCAGCGGGCUCCUACUCCGACGACGGAGCAAUGACCCUCGCCCUAGCCCAAUCAAUCAUCGACUCAAACGGCAAAUACGACCAUGAUCUAAGCAUAAAGUACUACGUCCAAUGGAUGCGAAAGGGCCGAUUCAGCACAACGGAUUAUCCCUGGGACAUGGGAAUAUCAACCCGACAAGCACUCAGCACAUGGAAAGACUCAUCAGAAGAAACUGCCAGAACGCAGCGCAGAGUCAACGACUUACUCGACCACGACGAGAAAUCGGGUAAUGGCAGUUUAAUGCGCAUCGCUCCGAUCGGGGUCGCGCUGUGGAAAGAUGCCCACUUCGCGAGAAAGGUUUCCAGGGCCCAGAGUCAGAUUACGCAUCCUGCUAUUGCUUGUUUGGAGGCUUGUGAUGCUUUUACCGAGGUGAUUUGUCGUGCUAUGAGGGGACAAUCGAAAGAACAGCUCUGCGAAGCAUUUGCCAGUUUCAAAUUUGCGUCUGCGCUUCGAGCCCGAAUGGUGCCGUAUAAGAGGCUUUCGGACUGGAAGGCGAAAGAGAGCGCGGACAUGAAAAGUAGCGGGUGGGUCGUUGACACGCUGGAGGUCGCGCUCUGGGGAUUUUUCAGGUUUAACAGCUGGGAAAAGGGAGCUCUUGCGGUUGUGAAUCUUGGUGGGGAUUCAGAUACCGCGGGAGCGAUUUAUGGUGCGCUGGCUGGGGUGUUUUAUGGUGCUGAUGCGAUUCCGCGGCGGUGGGUGGAUGGGAUGCAGAAUUCGGGGCAGAUUUUUGAUAUUGGGCGGAAGUUUGCUGAUCUUGUUGUGUUGGAGGCUGUGAAGGAGUCACAGUCACACCUGCACUAG
Molecule: messenger RNA, 984 nt
Organism: Penicillium manginii
Lineage: Eukaryota; Fungi; Ascomycota; Eurotiomycetes; Eurotiales; Aspergillaceae
Product: ADP-ribosylglycohydrolase family protein
Exons: 3
Coding region: 1-984 (327 amino acids)
Source: RefSeq, a predicted model, not a curated record